GCGUCGAUCGUCUUUCUCUGGGAGAACGCCACGUCGGUGCCCGAGUGCGACGUGAUGCGCCCGAACCAGCUCUUCGGCCGCACCCUGCCGGAGAUCGAGGCUGAGCCAGUCGUGGUGCGGGCCAAGACCCAGGACGUGCGGUGUGCCUGCGGGGCGGUGCUGGAGACGGAGCGGCCGCCGCUCGAGGAGUGGCUCCGAGCCGGGGCUGCGUGUUCAGGUCCCGCUGUGGGGGAGCUGCUGCCGACCUUCGGGCGCUGGAUGCCGUGCUCGCAGCUGCGCCCCAGGUCGGCGGACAUUGAGGUUCCGUGGAAGUGGUGCAUGCACCAGGCGGACCACCGCGUCGAGCCGCCUGACGCCAGGAUACGAGAGAAGCUGAUGGUCUGCCCGGAGGACCACACUGUGCCGCGCAUGAUGAGCAGCGAGGCGGAGACCGAGCCCGCCAAGUACGAUGCUCUUCAGCAGUCGCUCGUGGGCAACUCCUUCCAGUGCGAGGUGGUGGCCGGAUGA
This is a messenger RNA of Prorocentrum cordatum, 507 nucleotides long. The record is from the annotation of a GenBank genome assembly. NCBI's taxonomy places the organism in Eukaryota, Dinophyceae, Prorocentrales, Prorocentraceae.